Molecule: messenger RNA, 1288 nt
Organism: Cylas formicarius (sweet potato weevil)
Lineage: Eukaryota; Metazoa; Arthropoda; Insecta; Coleoptera; Brentidae
Product: kinectin-like
Exons: 6
Coding region: 179-793 (204 amino acids)
Source: RefSeq, a predicted model, not a curated record
GUCUAGUCUUGUAAUUACCCUUAGUAAUGAUAAUACUAAGUUCAAGCCAGGAUUUUAUUUUUGGUCAUUGAAAACCCUUCUAUCAGUAUUCUUUCAGUAUUAUCUAUAGCUUUAGUUUAAAUAAAUAUAUUUAUUACAGAAGAUUUCUACUGAAGCACAUAGAGAAUUUAUUCUCGAAAUGUUUCCUGAUAUUGAAGACUUGAGAAGAGUAACUUCGAGCGAUUGGCGCACAGAAUUUGAAAGAAUAAUUAAGAUGCAACUUUCCCGACCGCAUAAAGAGCCGGCUACAUCCCUUGAAAAUGUGAAUGACAGUAGGAGGAUUACGACGCUGCAGGCUGAAAAUCAGCACUAUCAGAAAUUAAUAGACGAUACGGACAAACUGUUGAACAAUCUUCAGUUGCACAUAGCGAAUGAAGAAAUAAAAUGGAGAAGCCAAUUAGUUGCGAAAGACUCGGAAUUGCAAAGGUUAAAUGGUGACGUAUCUAAGUUAUUAGAAAAAGUAGCCAGUUUGGAAAGUCAGGUUCUCGAGGAAAGAACUCGCAGUAACAGAUUGUUAGGUGAUGGGAUUCAAAUUCGUAACAAAAACGAAACAAAAGUAAUACAUUCCGAUGCCACCUCUAUAAUUGAAAAGCUCUCAGAGGAAGUGGAUCGCUUGCGAGAGCAGUUGAGGUUAGAAGACAGUAAAAAGAGUGAUAUUGAUAUGUAUCAGAAAGCACAAAAUUACAUUUCUAAUUCGACAAAUGGAUCAGUAACCACUGAGUCUGUUGUUUUAGGAUGUCACCAGCUAAUCUAGAGCGAGUUACCUAUACAGAUGCCUUAGCAUUUGUACUUCUACUUAUUAAAACACUUAAAUAAUUAAUAUAUUUAUUGUUACUCUUAUUUGCAUAUAAUUUUCUUGGCCUUUCAUUUUUUAAAAACGUUUUGUGCAAUAAUUAAGAAGUUAUACUGUCAUUAUUAUAGCCAGUUUAUUAUAAUUUGUAUUUUGUAAUUAAAGUUAUUUUUAAUUACCACAUUUUUACAUAAACAAGCUGUAUUUUGCCUUAUCUGUAGCAAAAAAGACCUGCCAUUUUAGAUAAUGUUUCCUUUAAUUUUCACACCAAAUUUUCUUUAAAAAAUGUUAUAUUUGUAUACAAAGGAUAGAAUUUGACUAACACUGCUUCACCAGUCUGAACAUCAGUACUUUUGCUAAAACAACUACCGUUAUAUGACGCAUCAAAAUUUUUGGCAAAUUAGAUUAUUUCUCAGUAAAAAUAACCUCAUAAAUACUAGUUUUCAAAAGUUAUUUACA